CUAGUCAAAUAUUUUCAGCAGCGUAGUAAUCAAGGUAACCUUUCCCUAUGAGCAUAGAACAGUAAGGAGCUAGCUGCAACACGUGGUACUUUUGAUAGAAAAUCGUUAGUGCAAUGUGCUAUCGGAAAUAAGCGAAAUGCCAUCUAGGAAGGAAGAGAAAUUGAAGAAAUUAAAAAUAAUAAAACUUAGAGAAAAAAUACAUUUUUUUGAAUAUCCAGAAGAUGUCCUUCAAAAAGCACUGACUGAAAUUCAGGCGGGAAAUUUAAGCAUUAAUAAAGCUAGUCAACAAUUCAAUGUUGCUAAAACUAAAAUCAUAGAUCGAAUGAAGGGGAGAUCAACCGGGAAUAAACAAAAAAAUGAUCCUGAGCAUCUUCUUGGUUAUAAUGUUGAAAAUAAGCUAAACGGAUGGGUGAUAAACAUUGCCCAAUGUGGAUUUCCUCUAAAAAAGACAGACCUUUUAGAUACCGUUGAGAAAGUGGCAAAGGAUUUAGGGAAAGACAAAUUGUUUAAGGACGGAAUACGGACAAAAGUGGUAUCUCAAUUUUUUGAAACGUCACCCAGAACUCAGUUUGAGAGAAGCUGAAAGUGUAAAUAAAGCACGCGCAAUUAUUACUGAACAAUAUGUACGA
Messenger RNA from Acanthoscelides obtectus, 629 nucleotides. The record is from the annotation of a GenBank genome assembly. NCBI's taxonomy places the organism in Eukaryota, Metazoa, Arthropoda, Insecta, Coleoptera, Chrysomelidae.